Messenger RNA from Sesamum indicum (sesame), 819 nucleotides. RefSeq lists its product as uncharacterized. Lineage: Eukaryota; Viridiplantae; Streptophyta; Magnoliopsida; Lamiales; Pedaliaceae. The record is from RefSeq and is a predicted model, not a curated record.
UGACAUUCACCACAAAAACCCUAAACACUAGCACCCAAGAAAACAGUGUCACAUCACUUGCUUCUUGCUCUACUAAUUAGGAAUCUUACGAGGAUAGUCAGCCAGGAACAAUGGCGAAAUUCGUGAAGUCGUUUGUUCUCCUUGCUAUGCUCAUGUUAUCAGUUCUUGCAAUGGUUUCUGAAAGCCGAGUUGCAAGAAAGGACCUGGGCGUGGACUUAGGGGGUGGGGUUGGAGUUGGUGUCGGAGCGGGGGUCGGCAUUGGUUUAGGAGGUGGCAGCGGCGGCGGCGGGUCCGGAGCUGGGGCGGGUUCUGGGUCUGGCUCUGGUGGCGGUGCGAGUUCUAGUUCUAGUUCGAGCUCGAGUUCAAGUUCAAGUUCUGGUUCAUCAGGUGGUGGCCAUGCUGGCUCAGAAGCGGGGUCGUCUGCAGGGUCGUAUGCUGGAUCACGGGCAGGAUCGGGUUCAGGUGGUGCAGGGUCAGAAGCGGGCUCGUCUGCUGGCUCACGGGCCGGGUCUCGAGCUGGAUCAGGAGGCUACCAUGGGUGAAGGAAUUGUCAGUGAUUGGAUAAGGAAUUAAUGCAUGUGUGUGUACGUUAGUUAAUAUGUUUGAUGAAAAAUAAGAUUGAGAUGGAGUAUGUAUUUUAGGUCUAUAUGUGUAAUAUAUUAUUAGAUCAUGAAAUGAGAAAGAAUAAGUGCAUUGUGUGUGUUAUUUAAGGGUGAAAGAAAGCAGUAUUAGUAUAGUGGUCUGUGUGAUGUACUAUUUAUUAGGGUCUUAUGAUAAUAAUAUAUACUAUAUAUCAUGUCUGAUUUUCUUCAACAUUAA